This is a messenger RNA of Danio rerio (zebrafish), 942 nucleotides long. It is a transcript of the gene nitr2b, whose product is annotated as novel immune-type receptor 2b. NCBI's taxonomy places the organism in Eukaryota, Metazoa, Chordata, Actinopteri, Cypriniformes, Danionidae. The record is from RefSeq and is marked validated. Gene Ontology annotation, cellular component: plasma membrane.
AUGAUUCAUUGUUUUUUCAUCUUAUUGCUUUACCUUUUAACAUGCACGUCAGAUAAUGCAGAUAUAAAGGGACAGAAUCAUGUUAUGAUUGUUCAAGCUGGAGUCGCUGUUAACUUAACAUGUAUUUUUCCAAAAGAGUCAAGAACCAGUGUGGUUUGGGUCAAACAAAGAGUUGGAGAGAAACCUCUUCUAAUUGCUUCAGCAUAUCAAGGUUUAGCUGGCAAAUAUGAAAAUGACUUUGACAAACAAAACCGCUUCUUUAUAGAAAAAGAUGAAGGUAGUUUUAAUCUGAGCAUCGCAAACACUGAAAUAUCAGACACUGCAACAUACUAUUGUGUUGCAUAUGUGUACGAGUUCAUAUUUGGGAACAGCACUGACCUCAUUGUUAACGCUGGUAAACUGAACAUCAAGUCUGAGCAUCAGAGAUCAGCAUCAGAGGAUCAGCAGUGCAGCGUCAUCUCUCAGAGCUGUGCAGAAGAACACAAGGUCUACUGGUUCAGACAGGGCUCUGGAGAAUCUUCCCCAGGAGUGAUCUACACUCAGAACAGCAGGAGCGCUCAGUGUGAGAAGAGCUCUGAUCUUAACUCCACUGCACACAAAUGCAUCUACAGCCUGCCCAAGACUGAUGAAGAUCCCGCCAUCUACUACUGCGCUGUGGCUGCUUGUGGACAAAUACUGUUUGGAGAUGUGGUAACAAUCCCAGGUUUUUGGACACUUUGGAAGACUGUUGCUCUGGCGUUGGCAAUUUCAAACAGUUUAUUAAUGAUUGUGAUCAUAUUUCUGGGCAUGCGGUUGUACAAGUUCCAAAAGAACGACAGGACACAGAACAUUCAGCUUGGUCAAUUAAUGGAUGAAGACAGAGGUGUUUUGAAUUAUGCUGCACUGAGCUUCCAACAAAAGUCCUCCACUUCUAGAAGACCCAAAGAAAAACAUUUAAGAUAA